Acanthosepion pharaonis is the source of this 1776-nucleotide messenger RNA. The record is from the annotation of a GenBank genome assembly. Lineage: Eukaryota; Metazoa; Mollusca; Cephalopoda; Sepiida; Sepiidae.
AUGGUACUCAACGGCUUCAUCCAAUACGUGAAAUCCUUGACGUUGGCCAAUCAUGCACCGAUUCCUGACGAUUGGUUUGAAGAAUUUUACCAGAACGUCCACAAAUGCAGGAUUCUUCGAAGCGUUGUGCAGAGCAAUUAUAACACUUUAUGUUCUGGCAAUGAAAAACUAACAGAUUCCAUGCUGCCUAAUGAUCCGUUCGUAUUCCACAUGAUUCUGGCCGUCGAUAUGAUUGCCUUGGGUUUGAACAAUAUUAAAAAGUGCCGAAAGGAAAACGCUCUGAGCGUCGCUUCCUGCCUUGCCUUACAGCGCGAUCGCAACCGGCUCAUCUACGACAGCAUAUUGAGUUCCCAAUGGAGCCAGUUGCAUCAAAAUGGGUCCGGAAUCUCAGAUGAUUUCACUUUCCGAUUUACACCGUCCGGCUACGGCGACAUCGGUUACGACAUUCUAAAUUACAGAUACAAUCUCGGCACUAACAAAUAUGAAUACAAGAAGAUUGGCUCGUGGGUAAACAAACUCUCGUUGAAACUGACCCAAUAUCGGCGUAUCAGCACCAGUAAUGAUUUUGUUCUACCUCGUUCUCGGUGUAUUACUGGAAGUACCUGCAAUUGUCUGGAUAGCAAAGGAAAAACAGUCCAGUAUAAAAAAUCAGGACAAACGGCCUCUUUGGUGUCAGGCAACCGAGAAAUCCUCAUCGACCCCAACACAGGAGCCGUGAUUGACUUGUCAAACCGUCCAAGUGCCUAUUAUCGCUUCUCGGAAAUCUGGGGGACGAUUGUGACUACCCUGGCCGCCCUGGGCGCCUUUUUUGGCGUGUGUCUCUUUUGCUAUUUCCUUAUUUUCUUCCCCUUCCGAGGCAGUACAACCAUCCUCGGCUUUACGCUUCUGGUAGCGAUCAUAUGCCUCUAUCUGAUGGCCACUGCGUUCGUGGCCCACGCGACACCUAUCGUCUGCGCCAUUCGUCGUUUCUUCCUCGGCUUCUUCUACGCACUUGCCUAUUCCGCGCUCCUAAUCAAACUGCUUGACGCCUAUCGCAACAAGAAGAAAGAAGAGCUCGUUUACAAGAAACUGGGCAGUCCGUGCGGGUUGCUUAUGUGCUGUUUGUUACUGGUCGCCGUCCAGUGUAUCAUCAACAUCGAAUGGUUGAUUCUUGUUCCACCUGAGGUGGUCCGCGUGCCCUUCGAAGGCGUCAUGUGGCCCCGUUGCUCCCCCGAGAGCACAUCGGACGAGGCACUAGUGAUGUCAUUAAUAUUCAUCAUGUGCAUUCUGUUUCUCUGUGUGGUUUUUGGUUUGUGCACUUGGAGUAGUAAAAUCAACUGUUACGAAGCCAGGUGGGUUCUAGGAAUGGCCAUACUCAGCAUAUUAGUUUGGAUUGUGUGGUGUCUGGUCUCCAUUGUUGGCAACUAUAAAGUCCGGGACAUGGCCGUAGCUAUUGGCCUUUUGAUGAAUGCGUCCAUUCUACUGGUGCUUGGGCCGGUCCGAAGACUCCGGUUACUUAAGGAAUACAAGCAACAAGUAAAGGGGGAAAAAGACGAAUAUUAUUUGUACGAUAACGAUUUAAAUUCCAGCGUCGACUACAGCCAUGGAUACAAUGCAGCACCUCAUGUUAUUUUUUUUUAUUAUCUUAUCACCUUUUCUUUUUCAAAGAUGUCAGUCGCCAUUUCCAGAUGUCAAAUCUUAUACCAGAUGUUACAACUUUCACCGGCUUUCCCACUUCCUUCAAAUGCCCGCCAUCUCUUGACAAGUAUGCUGUUAAAAUUUACCAUUGUUUCCUGA